This is a messenger RNA of Procambarus clarkii (red swamp crayfish), 957 nucleotides long. The record is from RefSeq and is a predicted model, not a curated record. NCBI's taxonomy places the organism in Eukaryota, Metazoa, Arthropoda, Malacostraca, Decapoda, Cambaridae.
AUGGAACAAUUACUGGAACGCCUGGAACAGUUACUGGAAGGCCUGGAACUGUUACUGGAAGGCCUGGAACUGUUACUGGAAGGCCUGGAACUGUUACUGGAAGGCCUGGAACUGUUACUGGAAGCCCUGGAACAGUUACUGGAAGGCCUGGAACUGUUACUGGAUAGCCUGGAACUGUUACUGGAAGGCCUGGAACAGUUUCUGGAAGGCCUGGAACAGUUACUGGAAGGCCUGGAACAGUUACUGGAAGGCCUGGAACUAUUACUGGAACGCCUGGAACAGACACUGGAAGGCCUGGAACUGUUACUGGAACACCUGGAACUGUUACUGGAACACCUGGAACUGUUACUGGAACACCUGGAACAGUUACUGGAACACCUGGAACUGUUACUGGAACACCUGGAACUGUUACUGGAACACUUGGAACAGUUACUGGAACACCUGGAACGCCUGGAACACCUGGAACUGUUACUGGAACGCCUGGAACAGUUAAUGGAACACAUGGAACAGUUACUGGAACACCUGGAACUGAUACUGGAACACCUGGAACAGUUACUGGAAGGCCUGGAACAGUUUCUGGAACACCUGGAACAGUUACUGGAACACCUGAAAGUUACUGGAACACCUGGAACAGGUACUGAAACAUCUAGAACAGUUACUGGAACACCUGGAACUGAUACUGGAACACCUGGAACAGUUACUGGAAGGCCUGAAACAGUUUCUGUAACACCAGGAACAGUUACUGGAACACCUGGAACAGUUACUGGAACACCUGGAACAGUUACUGGAACACCUGGAACAGUUACUGGAACACCUGGAACAGUUACUGGAACACCUGGAACUGUUACUGGAACGCCUGGAACAGUUACUGGAAGGCCUGGAACUGUUACUGGAAGGCCUGGAACUGUUACUGGAAGGCCUGGAACAGUUACUGGAAGGCCUGGAACUGUUACUUGA